UGGCCGAGGACCGAGCCAGCGGACGAUGCUAUGUGGGGAUUUGAACAGCCCCGCUGCGCGGCUCCUCCAUGACAGCGCCCCAAAGACCGCCCCAGACCUGACAAGUCGAGCUCAGAGGCGGCUCAACGCGAUGCUUUCGACGGAGCCUGCAGGAAUCCGCGUACAGUACAUGAAGAAAAGGAUCCCCAGAAAUGCGAAGUAUGAUCACGUCAAAACAAGGCUGGACACAGGAUCCAGCAAAACAAAGUACAUGGAAAGGCUGGAGGAGAUUAGAAAAAACUACAGGUAUAAAAAAGGCGAAAUCUUCAAACGCUUGAAGGUGACAACGUUUGCGCAGCUGGUUCUUCAGGUGGCUUCGGUUUCAGACAGUAGUCAAAGCGAGGCUGAUGACGAGUCACCCAACACCCAACAGGACGGCCUGUCAAUCAUCUCGGAGGCAGAGCUGGAGGCUGAGUCUGAGCGCGUCAACGGCUCGCCGCUGGAGCUGCCUCUGUCACACCGAGAGGAUGCAGGAGACUGCAAGGAUUCCUGCCAGACGGCCAGGUCAACACUCCUCAGCGUCAUCAGUGGUGUCGGGGAGCUGAACAUGGAGGACGGUCAGAAGGCGGCAGAGCCUGAGCCCAGCCCCACGCCUGCUGACGCGCCCUACCCAGAAUGCCCCUACCUGCUGCUGGAUGUGCGCGACCGCGACCAGUACGACUGCUGCCACAUCAUCGGCGCUCACAGCUUUCCCGUGGCCAUGCUGUCCCGAACCAUGAACCCUUACACCAAAGAAGUGCUGGAAUAUAAAAACGCUCUGGGGAAGAUCAUCAUUGUGUACGAUGAAGAUGAGAGAAUCGCCAGCCUGGCAGCUACCACCAUGUGUGAGCGGGGAUUUGAGAAUCUCUUUAUGCUCUGUGGGGGUCUCAAGGUGAUCGGGCAGAAAUUUCCGAGCGGAAUGACGACGGGCUGCCUCCCAUCGUCGUGCCGGUCCUCUCCCACUUCAUCCAAGGGCGGGAAAGGCCCUGCGGCCCAGCAGGCGGCGCCGGCCGCAGAGCAGCGCUGGAGGUUCACAUGGGAUGAGCUGGAGAAGAUCCAGGAGCAGCUGGAUGAGAUAUUCAUCCCCAGUUACCCACACAGUCAGCUCUCCAGUCGCACGGCAUCCAGCAGCAGCCGGUCGACAGCCUCCGGUCGUCAGAGUUCCUCCACAUCUGGCAGAAAUGGAUCCAGAGCCCCGAGCAGCAGACCCUGGAAAUAAGCCCCAGCCGCCGUCCCCCAACAACACGUACCUCCAUCAGAAAGCCUCCUGACUGUCUGCAGCUUGAAACUGGGGACAGCUGCUCCAGAUGUUGCUGUGUCUUCACCACCAUUGGUCAUUGCAUGAUUGUAUUGUAAUGUAUGAUUGAAAAUAAAUUUGCCUUUUCACUGUUUUUUUUUGGAACAAACCAUGCAAGGAUAAGUGAGAAUCAGCUAAGUUGAAUCAGGGUAUUGAGAUAUAGACAAAUGAUGAAAUUGGCAGUGAAAAUGUAGCCAAACUGUUUUUUUUUUACCUGUUUAAAUGACUAAUCUACAUUUCAGUUUUUGCACAGUACCUGAUCGGUGGACACGCAUGUUUGCACUCUAACUUUAACCUGCAAAGCUUUUAACUUUAGCUUUGCCCCUGACUGAUUCAGAUU
Messenger RNA from Fundulus heteroclitus (mummichog), 1655 nucleotides. RefSeq names its product centrosomal protein 41 (gene cep41). The record is from RefSeq and is a predicted model, not a curated record. Gene Ontology annotation, biological process: cilium assembly; protein polyglutamylation. The coding region runs from base 26 to 1237 and encodes 403 amino acids. Lineage: Eukaryota; Metazoa; Chordata; Actinopteri; Cyprinodontiformes; Fundulidae. The transcript has 11 exons. Gene Ontology annotation, cellular component: ciliary basal body.